Diaporthe amygdali is the source of this 1284-nucleotide messenger RNA. RefSeq lists its product as uncharacterized. The record is from RefSeq and is a predicted model, not a curated record. Lineage: Eukaryota; Fungi; Ascomycota; Sordariomycetes; Diaporthales; Diaporthaceae. The transcript is spliced from 2 exons. The coding region runs from base 1 to 1284 and encodes 427 amino acids.
AUGAGGAGUUGUGUAAGGCUGCAAAGCAGUCUCAGUCUGGCUGGUUUCAAGCUGUGCCGUCCGGCAGCACAUUUUUAUUCCACCAACGGCGCAGACAUUGAUGUCGUGCCCAAGUCUCAGAAGCACAAGACACGCAGAGAGACACGCAGAACGACGUCAAAGGAACCUCGCGGGAAAAGAUUGGAGCAAGAACAAGAUGAUCUGGGCUUUGAUCAGUGGUCCUGGUCCGAGGUCAAUGUGAUCGACAAGACUAUAGAGACGGCAGCAGGAAAGCUUCCCAUCUCACCCCUGGUGGACUCGACAUGGCGAGAGGCCAGACAACGUCGGAAAACAAAGGCUCGCCCAGACAAGGCCACUCAUAAUCGAUUCCAGCGUCAGCUGCGCCAGAACCCAUACGCCCAAUUGCUGGCCACACCUGUUCGAUUUUGUGCUGUUACUCGGACCCAACUGCCCAAGGGCAUGCUGCAGAGCUUCGGUCUGGUCAGGCACCCCGAGACGAAUCAUGUCUGGUGGAUACCCGAGGGCUUGGACGCAGGGCGCAGGCGGGCAAAGGAGGAGUCCAACGAUGCAGAAGAGGCUGACGUCCCUUCAUCAACAGCGACCAAGGACGAUCCUGAAGACGGUGCCACCCUAGCUACUGACGGUAUCUCAGCAGGCGUGGACAAGAAGCAGAGCAAAUACAAUUAUCCAACACAUGCGCUUGCACGACAAGACUUGCUGCAAAAUUUCAUCAAGAUGGGCAAUAAGUACUACGGUGCCCAUCACAGACUAGCCGGCGCGCCACAUGCCCCAGUCCUGGCCAGAUCAGCCAGCUGGCGCGCGGAUAUGGAUGUUGUGAUCCUCGACCAGAGACGCCGCUCAAUCAUGGAGGAUCUGCUUUACCUGUCCACACUCUGCGAAGAGCACGGCAGGAAAUAUAUCAUCAAGGUGACUGGCGCCAAGUACGCCGCAACGUAUGUUCACCGUGCCGCUUUUCUCUGGCUGGGCGAGGAUAAGGCGUUGAAUUCUGAAGAUGGCACCUCGGAACCCGGCGCAGAGGCAGAAAAGGCUGAGGUCGACCCUGAGCAGUACGCUACACUAGACAUUAACGGCGACCCAACCACCACACGUCCUGUCUACAAUUUACCACGACUCCUCGGUCCCGCGAAUGUUGCGCGGCUUAGAUCCGAGUCCUCUAUACUUCAAGAGGGACCGUUGUUCUUGUUGAGAAGCCAACGGAGCGGGGAUUUGAACAAGAAGCUUUGGAGUCUUCAAGGCUAUAUGGCUGAUCACACCAAGCUGUGA